CUCUUACCAUUUGUUGUUUGGAAGACGACGAAACAUGGGCGAUUGGGGUUGCGCGUAUGCUGCUACAGGCAAACGCAAAAGUUGGCACUGUUGACAAAGCCGGUAGAAGCCCCUUAACGUUCAGUGUUUUAUUUAAGAGGGUUAAUAUCUGCGAACUGUUCCUUAAAGCUGUCGACUUCGACCUGAACCAGGCCGACGCCCUCGGAAACACGCCCUUACACUACGCUGCUUUGGUUGGCAACCUCAGCAUCUGCUCAUCGAUCCUAAACGCCACCUUACGGCACAGCUUAUCCAUCAAUGUUCGCAACAAAAUCGGUCAAACUCCAGCGGGUCUUGCAUUGCUGAAACAUUCUACCGAUUGCUACAAACUGUUUAAGAGAACGCCGAAUGUAGACUUUGUAUCAAAAACUCCUGAUGUGAUUCUUACUCGGCCGUGGAUGCGAGAGCGUCAGUUCGUGGAUUCUCCGGACCUGAUGAGGAAAGAUGCGAUAAUGGAUGUCCUGGAGGGCACGAGGAUCCAUCGAUCGCGACCAAGUUUCAACAUUCAUCAGUUUAAACGAUCGCCUGACGUAGAUUUUGUUUCAAAAUUUAGAAGAGGAACAGCCUUGCCCGCAUCGAGAAAACAACGACAAAAUAAAAGGAGAGCCCAGUCCUCGGAGCGUGGGAAGAAGAAGAUGUCAGAAAACAAGGAAAACUCUCUUCCGGACACAGAAAUCAGCUUUCCCAAUGGAAAAUCCUGGAGGAGCCUUCUUCCCGAUUAUUUAGACGUUCUUCGAGAGCAAGUGACUCCAUCAUACAGGCUUGCUGCGAAUCCAGUUACACAAAGUGUUGACGAAGCUCUUGGUUAUAAUACUCAGGAUAAAACACCAACACCCCCUGUUGAGGAAGAUAGUGGAGAGGAAACUAACCCAAUCAACCGACGUAAAAGUUGCAUGCCCAGGAUCGGGAACGCCAAAGUUCGUGCCGAAAGUUACGACGCAUUCGCCUUCCAGGGAGGAUUGGAUGGGAAACGAAAGCAGCGUCGAGAUUCACUGAAAAAUCAAGAUUUCCCGCAAGUAACAAGACGUAAAACGAUAGCACGAAUAUCUGGGGAAGGAAACGAAAGAAUAAACUUUUUAAAGGAAGCGCAGAAAGAGUCCAAGGUUCGGAAUAGAAGGCUUUCCAAAGCGGUUUCACGAAAAAGUAUAAGCAUGUCCAGCGAUUCAUCUAAUAGUAGCAGUGGUAGCGGAAAAAUUGACGUAAAACCAAGAGUAAGCAUUGCCCAAGAUAGCAGGCCUGAUCCUAGUGAAGCAUCGGUGCAGAAAGAACCGGUUAAAACUGGGAUUCUGUCGAAGAAAAAGUCGAUUUUAGCUCGUGGGUUGGACAAAACUUUGUCUGAUAUUUCCGAGACGACUGAAGAUCGUGUAUUUGGGAUGAACAACCAACAAACUGCACAGUUGAAAGCAUGAGCUUGUAUAUAGUACUGUGGGGUAAGAUAGACACCAUUAGCACAUGCUUUCCCACAUUUCUUAAAUGUGAGAAUAAGGGGUUAUAAUUCUGUAAAUAUUUUUUGUUUACUGCUAAAUGGGAUGAUAAAAGAGAAUGAAAACAUGGGUCAUCUUACCUCCAAAAUAUGUGCAAAGUUUAAAAUGCGACUUUGAGCACAAUUGUUGUACAACUUAAGCUUUUUAUCCGUCCACUAAUGAUCCCCCAGCAGUUAGCGCAAGUGUGUAGUAAAUGUAGUGUUGAUUUGAGGCAAAAUUCAAAUGAAAUUCAAUUUGUGAACCCUUUCUAUUCUAUAUGGGUGAGGUCCUACAGUGAGGCAUGCCAUGGGACCUGGGAUUUAGGCCAGAGUUGGCCCAUUACCCCAAAAUUGUAUAUGCACAUUUUAUUCUAUAUGGGUGAGAUCCUACAAUGUGGCAUGGUAUGGGACCUUGAAUUUAGCCCAGAGUUGCCCAUUACCCCAACAUAGGCACAAAAUUAAAACCUUCGUUAUAAUGUACCUUUGUUACUUUUUCUUUUCAAAUAUUGCAAACUGUGCAGUAGUAUGCUAAACUGUGAUCGAUAUUGACUUCUGUUUAUUUUGCUUUUUUAGUAAAUCACAAACAUGCAAUACUUUGUUUUAAAGCAGCAGAAACCAGUGUAUUUUUAUAUAUAUAUUUCUAAUAUAUUGGUUACAUAAUCCAUUAGUGACCACUAAGUUGGGGAAACGCAAGUUACACAGGUAAUUUUUUUAUCUCUGAUUGACGAUGCAGUUUUUCCUCUUUAGA
Messenger RNA from Ciona intestinalis (vase tunicate), 2249 nucleotides. The record is from RefSeq and is a predicted model, not a curated record. NCBI's taxonomy places the organism in Eukaryota, Metazoa, Chordata, Ascidiacea, Phlebobranchia, Cionidae.